Molecule: messenger RNA, 1286 nt
Organism: Xiphias gladius (swordfish)
Lineage: Eukaryota; Metazoa; Chordata; Actinopteri; Istiophoriformes; Xiphiidae
Product: homeodomain-interacting protein kinase 1-like
Exons: 9
Coding region: 666-1286 (206 amino acids)
Biological process (GO): smoothened signaling pathway; peptidyl-serine phosphorylation; peptidyl-threonine phosphorylation
Cellular component (GO): PML body; cytoplasm; nucleus
Molecular function (GO): protein tyrosine kinase activity; transcription corepressor activity; protein serine/threonine kinase activity
Source: RefSeq, a predicted model, not a curated record
GGUACGGAAAACUACGAGUCCAAAGCAUCAUUGCGGUAGGAAACAUCCAAUCAAAGGCUAACAUCAUGUCACGUGCACCGCUAAUGCGCCGAAGGUCGGAGCCGCAGUUGGGGCUGAAAAUAAAACUCUACGAGCUCUAAACAUAGAGUUGUAGCAACAUCUGCCGAAGACACUGAACUCCACAUCAACAGCAAAGUGCAGUGUUGCAGAGUCUGGCAGUGAGAAUGCGAUGGAGCCAUCUGUAUCUCCAAAAGAAGAUGAGAUUCAACUGGGAGGACAAGUUCGACUUCGUAAAGAGGCCUGGUCCAGCAUAAAAAAUAACAGUCCAGAAGCGUCCGUGCAUUCACAUCACUCAAGAAAUGGUUACUGUUUUCCAUCAGUGCUGGUACGUCCGAUAUGGCCAAGAUGGAGAUGGAGCGUUUACUCCGAGAGGCCCAGGCUGAGAAGCAGAGACUCCUCGAGCAUCGGUUGAAGAGAAGAAAUAUGAGAGCUCUGAGGUGCUAAAGAACGACAUACUCUGCAGCAUCACAAGUAGCUACCUCAUUACGGACUUUGGUGGAGAAGGGUGCUUUGCCAAAGUUGCCAAGGGUGUGAAUUUAAUCACAUCGCAGGACGUGGCCCUCAAAAUCCUGCAUACUGAGGAGACCGCUGAAAGAGAGAUCAAAAUGCUCGAAAUACUGAGCGUUCUUGACCCAGUCAAGAAGAAUGUGGUUCGGUUCUUCGAAAAGUUUUACCACAAAGGACAUACCUGUCUGGUUUUCGAAAUGCUUGACAGAUGUCUUUAUCAGCUGCUCGAAGAACGAGACUGGAAGCCACUGUCUCUCUGUGAGAUACGGCCGAUAACGCACCAGUUGCUGACGGCCUUUGACGCACUGAAGGGUAUAGGCGUCGUUCACUCAGACCUGAAGCCGGACAACGUAAUGCUGGCGAACCACGACACUGAGCCCUUCAGAGUCAAACUCAUUGAUUUUGGCCUUUCCUUCGCUACCCGAGAAGAGGCACGUGGGAUGUCAAUUCAGCCUCUGGGUUACAGGGCGCCUGAAGUCAUCCUGGGCCUUCCCGUGUCCGAGGCCAUAGACAUGUGGAGUCUUGGCUGCCUGCUCGGGUUCUUGUACCUCGCCGAACACCCGUUUGCGAUAAACUGCGAGUACCAGUCGAUGAAAGGCAUUGUAGACGUUCUGGGCCAGCCAGCUGACCACCUCCUCAGUGCUGGGGACUACACCCACAAGUUUUUUACGGCGAACCAGCACUGGGACAACCCAAGAUGGUGGAUGAAGGUAUUUUAA